UCGUUUCAUCACUUCCGUCUUCUGCGUGUCUUUCACAGCAGCUUCUGCGUGGGUCCAUCUCGACUGGUUUGGAUUUAUCGAGAAGUUAUUUUAUAAACUCGAUCAUUAAUACAAUUAAGUUAAAUAAGUCAGCAUGAAGAUAUCUGGUGGAUGUUACUGCGCGCUGGUGCUCGCGCUCGUCACCGCGGUUUCAGGUGUUGAUGUGAAGGCUGCAGUGGGAGAUGUAGUUAGUUUUAAACCUGACAUUCGAUCAUCUCUUAAAGAAAGCAGCAUCACAUGGAAAUAUACAACUCGUGGUGAUGUGAUAAAGGUGAUUGAAUGGGACAAUGACUUUAAGACUUUAGAAAGUCUGAAUCCUAAAUUCAAGAGAUGUGUAGAUCUCGAUAUGACCACUGGAGAACUCACUAUAAGAGAUUUACAGCUGGAACAUACUGGACUUUAUACCAUUGAGAUCGACAACAAAGAGCAAUACAAAAGAUUCACAUUGACUGUUAAGGAGGGCGUCCCCACACCAACAUUAAAACAAGAGAAAGCAAGUAAUGAUGUUAUGAAUUUGACAUGUGAGUAUAACGCAAUGAUCCGCUGGGCUUGUUCUGAUGGUGAAAAACCACAAACCACAAAGCUAGCAAAGCCAAGACAAGGAGAGUUUAUUACAUUCAGAAGAGCUGAAAACCCAGACGUCUGCUGCACCUGUACACUCUUCAAUGAUGUGAGUGAGAAAACCAGCAAUCAGAUCUGUGUGAAAGAUCUCUUUUAUGGUUUAAGCACCGCAGCUAUCAUUGUAAUUGUAAUCGUUGUAAUUAUAAUCAUUGGAAUUCUUUUAAUCUUUGUCAUCUGUUACCCGCAUUUCUGCUAUAAACUACGGUUGAUUUUACACAAGGAUGCCAGUCGUCGCUCUCGCUCUUUUAAAGCAAUCUUAAAAAAGUGACCUUUGUGCAGUGGCAGUUUUGUACACGUCACUGACAUUACCACCAUGCACUGCUAGUGGAUCUUCUCGUCAUGGGACUACCAGCUUUACUAUUGCAACUGGACCUCCUAACCUCAACAUCUUAAUAACAUUAAGAUUUAUUAACAGAUUUUAUUAAAACUACUUCUAUGAUUCAAGACUAUUACUGAUAACACUGAUAAACCUUUACAACUGCACAUACUUUACACUACACAUAUGUUUUACAGAUGAGUCUUAGUUAAGGGUUCUGCAGUAGAUUGUCAUGAACUCAUAAGUCAAGUCAUAUGUACACGUAAGAGAAGUAAUAACACAAAAACUUGUUUCUAUCGGUCAAGAUUCGACAAGGAAUUUUGACCAGGGACUGAAAAAAUUUGAGGCCGAUCCAGGAAACUUGGGUCUGUUUGGAAAGGAGAUUUAUAAACAUUCCUAAAGAAUGUAUGGUCUUAAUAAGAUAAUGAUAAUGAAUAUGAUCAAACAAUAAUUAAGUAACGUGUUGAUGAAAACACUGAUGUCUGCUUUUAUAUUUUAAAUAAUAAUGCAAAUAAUGUAACCCAUAAAUGAGGGAAUUCCUGUAUGUCAACAACAAAUAGAUAUUUGAUAUGAAGUGUCUUUAAUUGCUCAAUGAGAAAGCAAGAGUUUGGGUCUCAACUUGAUGUUAAAUUGAGAGGAUAUGAAAGACUAACCAGAUUAAAGUGGUAUUUAUGUUGUGGGCAAACCAUAAUAAAUAAAAACUAUUUUACCAUUAAAA
Messenger RNA from Misgurnus anguillicaudatus (oriental weatherfish), 1694 nucleotides. The record is from RefSeq and is a predicted model, not a curated record. NCBI's taxonomy places the organism in Eukaryota, Metazoa, Chordata, Actinopteri, Cypriniformes, Cobitidae.